GCCAGACACACCUCUCAUUGUGAUUGGCUGGUGUAUUUAUCCCUCCUUUGCAUGACUGAAGGUGAAGCUAGCCUUCUGUUACAGUCCUGUCUCCCAGUCCAAAAUGUCAUCCAGUGGACUUUUAAACACGCAGGCUCAAAUCUGUAAACGCCUGGCUCACAAGUACCUUUCAAGAACCUACACAUCUCGUCCUUCUCUUAAUGAAGUCGUCAUAGUAAGUGCGGUCCGGACUCCAAUGGGCUCCUUCAAAGGCACCCUGGCAGCAGUUCCAGCCACCAAACUGGGCUCUGUUGCCAUCAAAGGAGCCAUAGACCAAGCAGGAGUUGCUCCUGAGGAGGUGAAAGAAGUGUAUAUGGGCAACGUGCUUCAGGCAGGAGAAGGACAGGCUCCCACAAGACAAGCCCUGCUUGGUGCAGGUUUGAGUCUAAGAACUCCAGCAACAACCAUCAACAAAGUCUGUGCGUCUGGCAUGAAGUCCAUCAUGAUGGCAGCCCAAAGUCUAAUGUGUGGACACCAGGAUGUGAUGGUGGCAGGAGGCAUGGAGAGCAUGUCCAAUGUACCUUAUGUGAUGGCCAGAGAGACUCCAUCGUAUGGAGGAGUGAGGAUGGAGGACCUGAUUGUCAAGGACGGACUUACUGACGUCUACAACAAAUUCCACAUGGGCAACUGCGCAGAGAACACUGCAAAGACCUGCAGCAUCACCAGAGAGGAGCAGGACGCCUACGCCAUCAGCUCCUACACUCGCAGCAAAGCAGCAUACGAGUCUGGCGUGCUGGCCAAGGAGAUCGUACCCGUCAGCAUUCCUCAGAGAGGCAAACCUGAUGUGGUGGUGUCUGAGGAUGAGGAGUGGAGGCGGGUCGACUUCAGCAAAGUUCCUAAACUGAAGGCUGUGUUCCAGAAGGAAAACGGCACGGUGACGGCAGCCAACGCCAGCACGCUGAACGACGGAGCUGCUGCUCUGGUUUUAAUGACGGCAGAGGCAGCAACGAGACUCAACGUCAAUCCUCUGGCCAGGAUUAUUUCUUUUGCUGAUGCUGCUGUUGCACCCAUUGACUUCCCCAUUGCCCCUGCAUAUGCUGCACCAAAAGUCCUAAAUGCAGCUGGGCUGAAGCAGGAAGAUAUCGCCAUGUGGGAGAUCAACGAAGCUUUCAGCGUGGUCGUGCUGGCCAACAUCAAGAUGCUGGAUAUCGACCCUGCAAAAGUGAAUGUCAACGGGGGUGCCGUGUCUUUAGGACACCCAAUUGGGAUGUCUGGGGCCAGAAUUGUGGGCCACAUGGUUCACAACCUGAAGUCGGGUCAGUACGGACUGGCAGGCAUCUGCAACGGAGGUGGCGGAGCGUCUUCUAUUCUCAUCCAGAAGUUGUAGGAGACCCCGAGAGGAGGCGUCUCUAUCGCUCAGAACACUCAUUGUUACAUUGUGUGGUGACUGGCUGUUUUUAAAAAAAUGGUUAAGGCAUCUGUGAACUCCAGAUUACUGUAUAGAAUGUGUACGUUACAACUUUAAAUCCAGGGGCCUUGACUGAAUGAAGUAGGACUCGACACAUGAUUUUAUGACUCCAGUGUUCCAUGCACUCCUCCGUUCUGUAAAAGAAUAAAUUAAUGAUAUUUAACUUUGGGCUGAAUAAAUAGUUUUUAUGAAAGUG
Molecule: messenger RNA, 1643 nt
Organism: Melanotaenia boesemani (Boeseman's rainbowfish)
Lineage: Eukaryota; Metazoa; Chordata; Actinopteri; Atheriniformes; Melanotaeniidae
Gene: acat1
Product: acetyl-CoA acetyltransferase 1
Exons: 12
Coding region: 104-1366 (420 amino acids)
Biological process (GO): fatty acid beta-oxidation
Molecular function (GO): acetyl-CoA C-acetyltransferase activity
Source: RefSeq, a predicted model, not a curated record